AUGCCUUUCCACAAGCUCGUCAAGAACAGCGCGUACUACAGCCGCUUCCAGACGAAGUACAAGCGUCGCCAGCAGGGCAAGACCGACUACUACGCCCGUAAGCGCCUCAUCAACCAGGCCAAGAACAAGUACAAUGCGCCCAAGUACCGCCUGGUCGUCCGGUUCACCAACCGCGACAUCAUCCUCCAGAUCGUGACGUCCGAGAUCACCGGCGACAAGGUCUUCGCCGCGGCCUACUCCCACGAGCUGCGCGCUUACGGCAUUGAGCACGGCCUGACCAACUGGGCUGCUGCCUAUGCCACCGGUCUGCUGAUCGCCCGCCGUGUGCUUAAGAAGCUCGGCCUCGACGAGACCUUCAAGGGUGUCGAGGAGCCUGAUGGCGAGUACACUCUGACCGAGGCCGCUGAGGGCGAGGAUGGCGAGGAGCGCCGUCCGUUCAAGGCCUUCCUCGAUGUCGGCCUGAACCGUACCUCCACCGGUGCCCGUGUCUUUGGUGCCCUGAAGGGUGCCUCUGACGGUGGUAUCUUGGUUCCCCACUCCGAGAACCGCUUCCCCGGCUUCGAUGUUGAGGCCAAGGAGCUGGACGCUGAGACCCUGAAGAAGUACAUCUACGGCGGCCACGUCGGCGAGUACAUGGAGCUGCUCGAGGACGAGGACGAGGAGCGCUACAAGGGCCAGUUCGAGCAGUACACCGAGGACGACGUCACUGCCGAGGAGCUGGAGGAGGUCUACACCAAGGCACACGAGGCCAUCCGCAAGGACCCCUUUGUCAAGUACAGCAGCGAUGCACCGAAGAAGACCAAGGAGGAGUGGAAGAAGGAGUCGCUCAAGUACAAGACGAAGAAGCUGACCUACGAGGAGAAGAAGGCGCGGGUCCAGGCCAAGAUUGCCGAGCUGGUCGUGUAA
Molecule: messenger RNA, 906 nt
Organism: Grosmannia clavigera kw1407
Lineage: Eukaryota; Fungi; Ascomycota; Sordariomycetes; Ophiostomatales; Ophiostomataceae
Product: 60S ribosomal protein l5
Exons: 3
Coding region: 1-906 (301 amino acids)
Biological process (GO): ribosomal large subunit assembly; translation
Cellular component (GO): ribosome; cytosolic large ribosomal subunit
Molecular function (GO): structural constituent of ribosome; 5S rRNA binding
Source: RefSeq, a predicted model, not a curated record